AUGAAGGUAUUUUCCAUUCUCACGGUUUUGUUCGCGGCGGUUUCCGCGACACCUACUCCAACUGUCGAUGGGAGCCCAGAAAAGGCUCGUUUGGCUAAGCGAGCAUCCGUUUCGGACAAAGCAACUUUGGGAUACGCUACUCAGAAUGGAGGCACGACCGGCGGCUCGGGCGGUACUGUGACUACUGUGUCAACCCUUGCUCAGUUUACCGAGGCAGUUAACGAGAAAGACGCAACUGCCAGAAUUGUUAUGGUAAAGGGCAUAAUCUCUGGGGCGUUGAGUGUUCGUAUUGGAAGCAACAAGUCAGUCAUCGGUUUGCCCGGUGGUGGCUUCAGUGGUGUUGCUCUCUAUGCCCGCCGGCAGAGCAAUAUCAUUGUUCGUAAUAUUGUCUCCUCGAAUGUGGAGGCAGAAUACGGGGACGGUCUCAAAAUUGAUGCAAGCACUAAUGUCUGGGUCGACCAUUGCGAGUUCAAGUCUGUUCUUGUUGCAGACAAGGACUACUAUGACGGGCUCGUCGACGCGUCCCAUGCCGCGGAUUUCAUAACCAUUUCAUACACCUACUUCCAUGAUCACUGGAAGACUUCUCUCAUUGGGCAUAGCGAUAAUAAUGCGGAUGAAGAUACAGGCCACCUCCGCAUCACAUACGCUCACAACUACUGGAAGGACUGUGGCUCCCGUGCACCAUCUCUCCGUUUUGGAACUGGCCACGUCUAUAACUCUUACUUCUUGAACUUGAACUCGGCAAUCAAUUCUCGCAUGGGCGCUCAAAUGCUGGUCCAGAGCAAUGUCUUCAGCAACGUCUCCGUCCCUAUCACCAGCGUAGACUCUGAUGAAGUCGGGUCAGUAGUACUAGAAAAAGUCGAUGAGAAUCAAGCUGACUACUGA
Molecule: messenger RNA, 885 nt
Organism: Phaeoacremonium minimum UCRPA7
Lineage: Eukaryota; Fungi; Ascomycota; Sordariomycetes; Togniniales; Togniniaceae
Product: putative pectate lyase b protein
Exons: 6
Coding region: 1-885 (294 amino acids)
Molecular function (GO): pectate lyase activity
Source: RefSeq, a predicted model, not a curated record